AUGCAGGGUCUGAGCUCCCGGGCUCACGCGUUUUCGGUGGAAGCGCUGGUCGGGAAGCCCUGCAAGAGGAUGAAGUUGUCGGAGGGACACGAGUCAAGUUCAGCUGGUGACACGAGCAUCUUCACCGGCCUGAACGAAUAUCCUGUCAGCCAGAUGAAGACAGCGGGUUCAACACCGAGGAGGGCAGAGGACUCGUCCUGUGACCCGGAGAGACGGGCCGUCCGGUCAGAGGCUGAGGAGGCUGAGCCCAGCGGAGAGGAGAGCAGGCCGGAGCAGAGCGACUGCCGCCCGGACAGAGACAGAGAGGUCCGGGCGGAGCUGCAGGGCUCCGAGCUGUGGAAGAGAUUCUACGAGAUCGGCACGGAGAUGAUCAUCACCAAAGCUGGCAGGAGGAUGUUCCCCUCCGUGCGCGUUAAAGUGCGCAACCUGGACCCGUGCCAGCAGUACUACAUCGCAAUGGACGUCAUGCCCGUGGACUCAAAACGCUACAGGUAUGUGUACCACAGCUCGCAGUGGAUGGUGGCCGGAAACACGGACCACUCGUGCAUCUCUCCCCGGCUCUACGUGCACCCGGACUCGCCCUGCGCAGGAGAGACGUGGAUGCGUCAGGUCAUCAGCUUUGAUCGAGUCAAACUCACCAACAACGAGAUGGACGAUAAGGGGCAUAUUAUUCUCCAGUCGAUGCAUAAAUACAAGCCACGUGUGCACGUCAUCCGGCACGACCCUCGCAUGGACUUGUCCCAGAUCCAGUCGCUGCCUGCUGAAGGAGUCCACAGCUUCUCCUUCCCAGAGACGGAGUUCACCACAGUCACGGCUUAUCAGAACCAGCAGAUCACGAAACUGAAGAUUGACAGAAACCCGUUUGCCAAGGGCUUCAGAGAUCCAGGAAGAAAUAGGGGAGUGUUGGAUGGCUUGUUGGAGUCGUAUCCCUGGAGAGGCCCUCUCAGCUUCGACUUCAAGCCAUUUGCCAUACAGCUCCAAGGGGGCCCGGGCUCGCCGACCAGCAGUGUGAAGACUCUCCUGCCCCUCUCCUCUUCCGCAUCCCUUCAUCCGUUCUCCGUCUCUGCGCUCUCCUGCCAGGACGCCGCUCUGCAUGCCUUCGCUCUUCCCCUCCAUGGCAAGACUCCCACCUCCUUACCCGCCUCCCCGCUGCCCAGCAGGGCCUUCUCCUCCCUGGGAGCAGACAGACUGAGAGGCCUGCCCCCGUUGUCUCCGCUAACAGACCUCUCGCUCUUCUCGGCGCUGCAGGCAAAGACCCCCCACUGGAGGGACCCUUGUCUUCACGGGUCUCCGGGGAGCUCCCCCUGCCUCUUCCCCCUCCACAGCCCCCUCAGCCCUCAGGGGCCGUCUCUGCUCCCUCAUCUCUCUGACACUGCAGGCCCUUACUGUCUUUACCGCUACAGCUUCCCCCUGAACCCCCAACUCACAGCCAUUUCCCGGCACGCCAAACUAGCCGAAAACACCACAGACUGUCUGCUGCGCCAGUCUCCGUGGCACCCGACCACCAACCACUGCCUCUGA
This is a messenger RNA of Anoplopoma fimbria (sablefish), 1521 nucleotides long. It is a transcript of the gene tbx22, whose product is annotated as T-box transcription factor 22. Gene Ontology annotation, biological process: positive regulation of DNA-templated transcription; regulation of transcription by RNA polymerase II; cell fate specification. Gene Ontology annotation, cellular component: nucleus. The record is from RefSeq and is a predicted model, not a curated record. Gene Ontology annotation, molecular function: RNA polymerase II cis-regulatory region sequence-specific DNA binding; DNA-binding transcription factor activity, RNA polymerase II-specific. NCBI's taxonomy places the organism in Eukaryota, Metazoa, Chordata, Actinopteri, Perciformes, Anoplopomatidae.